Molecule: messenger RNA, 762 nt
Organism: Aspergillus japonicus CBS 114.51
Lineage: Eukaryota; Fungi; Ascomycota; Eurotiomycetes; Eurotiales; Aspergillaceae
Product: YbhB/YbcL family Raf kinase inhibitor-like protein
Exons: 2
Coding region: 1-762 (253 amino acids)
Biological process (GO): regulation of Ras protein signal transduction; regulation of proteolysis
Molecular function (GO): phospholipid binding; peptidase inhibitor activity
Source: RefSeq, a predicted model, not a curated record
AUGCGUUAUUCAUCCCUUUUGUCCGCAUUGGCGGCCACAACCUGCGCAAUUGCAGCCUCGGUGCAAACCGUGCCGGACGAACUAGCUACGGUUGGAGACCCGUCGGAGAUUCUGAGUGUCUCGUAUGCUGUUGGGUCCACGGCCGUGAAAGUCACCCCCGGCGUGAACCUGAACUCCUCCGUCACACACAAUGCGCCCACCGUGCAUCUGAACGAGACCACCCUCAGCGGCAGCGGACCCUACCUCUUCAUGAUGGUCGACCCGGACAUCAACAAGACCAACCCGCUGUACGUGGGCAUGCACACGAUGGUCGUCAACCUGACCACGAGCGGCAACACGAGCACCGAGGACGCGAUCUGCACGUACUUCUACCCGGAGCCCACGGCGGGGGCGGCGCACAAUUACACUUUCUUGCUGUUCGAGCAGCCCGCCAACUUCACCGUGGCCAAGCAGUUUUCGCCCUACCUGGCGACUACAUCGCAGACCCCCUACAACCGGGUCAACUUCCCGCUGGUACAGUUCAUCAAGGAGGCGGCUUUGGGGGCGCCCGUCGCGGCCAAUUACUUCCGGGAGGCUGCAGAGAGUAACUCGACUGCGACGAGCUCGGGUGCCAGCACCACGACCACUGCCAACAGCACGGCCACGGGGAGCGCAGCGACCAGCAGCAGCACCCAGGAGGGGGCGGCUACCAAGGUGGGUCAGAGUGGUUCUUAUCUGAUGAGUGUGGUGGUGGUGGUGGGUGCGUUGAUGGUGGCAGUAUGA